Messenger RNA from Rubroshorea leprosula, 1251 nucleotides. Lineage: Eukaryota; Viridiplantae; Streptophyta; Magnoliopsida; Malvales; Dipterocarpaceae. The record is from the annotation of a GenBank genome assembly.
GCCUCCGAUAACCUCUGCGUUCUUGUCAAGCGCUGCUGUCCCAGAACCGAUGUAAAAAUUCUAUCAAUCCUUACGUUUGAUGAUAGGAACAAUAUGCAAGAAACUCGAAUCGAUGAUUAUCUCCUAGACAAGACUGGGAAUUUUGAGAUUUGGGGCGUUUGUAAUGGCAUCAUAUGUUUUGGUGAAGGUGAACUCACCAUAGCAAAUCCAGCAACAAGAGAGACGAAGAUUCUUCCAAAGUCUCGCGUUUGCCUGCGUCCGAAUGGUGAUGAUUACAGAGUACGUCAGUUACGUGCUAUUGGAUUUGGCUAUGACCCUAAAGCUGAUGAUUAUAAGGUUGUUAGGGUGUGGGCUGAUGUACCAAACAACAACAAAAUUCAUCCCUUUCUUCGAAGAGCUGAGGUAUACACCUUGAGCACGGAUUCUUGGAGAGAAAUUGACAAUUUCCGUAUAGAAGUAGAGAUUGAUAACGUUGCUAUUAUGGUAUAUAUUUUAUAUGUUAAAUUUUUGGAAAGGUAUUGGAAUGGAGCUUAUUAUUGGAUGGGAACAGCUGAUGGCCUCGAAAAUACUUGGACUGUAAUUGUUUUGUUUGACAUGACUUAUGAGGUCUUCCGAUGCAUAGUCAUGCCACAAUCGUGUCAAGGCAAAGUUUGUUUAUCCCUCACUGAGUUGAAUGGAUCACUUGCUCUGGUUCAUCCUUUAGGGGCAGGGAAUUCAUUUGACAUUUGGACAAUGGAUGAAUUUGGGGUUAAUGGGACUUGGACAAAGCCACUGCGCAUUGGACCUCUUCGGGAUAAGCCGAUGCCUUUCCUAUUUGUGAAGAGUGACGAGCUUCUUAUGGAGGACAAUGGGCAGAUGGUAUCCUACAACCUCACAACCAAGCAAAUCAAGAAAUUACCUAUAUAUGGAGUUAAAAUACAUUUUCGAACUUGGAUUUAUGAACAGAGCCUAGUUAAUUUCAGUUCUCAAGGAAAAUUGUCAAUUAGUUCAUACAAUUCAAUUUAGGUUAUUUGAAUUCUAUUUUUCUAUUCCCGAUUUAUCUAGUGUUAUAGUGUUAUUCCUAAUUUGUCUGGUGCUAUAGUGCUAUAGGAUAUUCUUUUAUUUUAAUGCAAUACUUAGUUUCUUUCAUAUAUAUAUAUAUAUAUAUAAUUGCAGGAAUUAUGUCAUUUAAAAUGAGUUGAAUCUGUUAAAUUUCAGUUAUGAUUAUAAGGAGCUUAUGCUUUCUAGGGAUAAUAGAUGAAACAUCCUUGG